Messenger RNA from Mytilus trossulus (common blue mussel), 9693 nucleotides. Its product is annotated as sodium/calcium exchanger 3-like. NCBI's taxonomy places the organism in Eukaryota, Metazoa, Mollusca, Bivalvia, Mytilida, Mytilidae. Gene Ontology annotation, molecular function: calcium:sodium antiporter activity. The transcript has 10 exons. Gene Ontology annotation, biological process: calcium ion import across plasma membrane; sodium ion transmembrane transport; cell communication. The coding region runs from base 294 to 3050 and encodes 918 amino acids. Gene Ontology annotation, cellular component: axon; sarcolemma; postsynapse. The record is from RefSeq and is a predicted model, not a curated record.
GCACUGUCGUACCCACAAUGCCAUAUAUAGCGUAACUGACGACCAUGAAGUAAUGAUCCCUUGUAGCGAUAUGUAAUGAUGCUGAAUGGCAGCCGGUCAGUGGAUAGAACGGGUUUAAACAAAUUGAAAGUAAACAGUGGGUUUAAAAAAAACAAUCAUUUUAACCGCAAUGGAAGCAGGAAGAUAAAAUAUCAGAUCUGAUAAUGUGACAGUUCAAACAAAGCAUGUGAUAUCUUCAGUUUUAUAGGAGCUACAUGAAAGAUUGUUGCAGAUUGUAAAGAAAAAAUAUCAAAAUGAAGAGGCUCCACUUAAAAAUGACCAAAGAAGCUAAAAUGGCAUCAAUACUUUUAGGAGUAUUCUGUAUAAUAGAAUAUCUUCCGGUAACUACAGCUACCAAUAUAACAACCACAACAGAAGUGUGUUCCAGGAAUUCUACACCCUGUCAAGAUGGGACUUUAUUCAAUGCGUGGUCACCAAUUCAUAAUCUCAGUGUAGGGGAUCAGGUGGCAAGGGCUAUAGUAUACUUUGUUUCUAUGAUUUAUUUGUUUCUUGGUGUGUCAAUCGUAGCUGAUCGCUUUAUGGCUGCUAUUGAGGUAAUUACUUCAAAAGAAAAAGAAAUCGUUGUUAAACGUGCUGAUGGAACUACAACUACUGUUAACGUUCGUGUCUGGAAUGAAACCGUUUCAAAUCUGACCUUAAUGGCUUUAGGGUCUUCAGCUCCUGAAAUUCUUUUAUCCGUUAUUGAAAUUUGUUUGAAAAACAAUUUUAUGGCGGGAGAGUUAGGGCCAAGUACAAUUGUAGGUAGUGCUGCUUUUAAUUUGUUUGUUAUUAUUGCAAUAUGUGUGUAUUGUAUUCCAAAUGGAGAGUCCCGCACAAUAAAACAUUUACGAGUGUUUCUCCUUACAGCAACAUGGAGUAUAUUUGCUUAUUUAUGGUUGUAUUUUAUUCUUGUGGUGAUAUCACCUGGAGUCAUACAAAUAUGGGAAGCUCUUUUAACUCUUGCGUUUUUUCCGAUUACAGUUUUGACUGCUUAUAUUGCUGACAAAAAAUUAUUCCCUUACCGAUUUCUAACAAAGCGGUAUAGGUCAGGUAAACAUAAACCUGUUAUGAUUAGUAGUGAAGGUGAUGGCCAUGAAAUGCAAGGUGGAAAGAUGAAUAAUGUUGACGAGAUUGUUUUCAAAGGUUUGGAUGGAAAUGAGUCCGAUAUGAAAGAAAUCAAAGAAUUUGAACAGCAUAGAAAAGAUUAUAUGGACAUAAUCAGAGAACUACGUAAAAAGCAUCCUAAUGCUGAUAUGAAACAACUAGAAGAAAUGGCGGAAUUAGAGGCUAUUAAUAGAGGUCCAAAAAGUCGAGCUUUUUAUAGAAUUCAGGCCACACGAAAACUUACAGGAGGAGGUAAUGUCAUUAAAAAAGCGAAAAUCGAAAGACGAGCCAGUGUAGAAGAUGUGAAAGUGGAAAUUGCCGAAGACAAUAUCACAAGGGUAUUCUUCGAUCCUGGACAUUAUACAGUGAUGGAAAAUGUAGGGUCUUUUGCUCUUACUGUGACCAGAGCUGGAGGGGAUCUAAACAAAACACUGUAUGUAGACUUCAAAACUGAAGACGGAACAGCCAAUGCUGGUUCUGACUACGAACAUUCUGAAGGAACCAUUGUGUUCUAUCCUCUCGAAACUCAUAAACAAUGUGAAGUUACCAUAAUAGAUGAUGAGCUUUUUGAAGAAGAUGAACACUUUUAUGUUCGUUUGAGUAAUCUUAGAUUAGGGGAUUCCCAAGGAAUGUUUGAAAGCGGACAGAAUACCAACGAGGCUAAGCUUGGGACCCCACAUGUUGCAACAGUGAUGAUUUUAGACGACGAUCAUCCAGGAAUCUUCCAUUUUGAAGAAAAAGAAAUGUCAGUCCCAGAAGCAAUUGGAGAAAUGGAAGUUAAAGUUACAAGAUCAUCUGGUGCUAGAGGCAUGGUGAGGAUUCCAUACCACACAAUAGAUGCAUCUGCCAAAUGUGGAAAAGACUUUGAGUUGGUUGAACAUGAGAUUGUUUUUGAAAAUAAUGAGACUGAGAAAGUUAUCAUCAUCAAAAUAUAUGACGAUGAAGAAUAUGAAAAGAAUGAAGAGUUCUAUUUAGUGCUUGAUGAACCAUGUCUUUUGCGAAAAGGAUCAGACUCCGAGACAGAGGAGGGUGAGGAAGAUAAGUAUAUUGAAAGAAAUACAGAACCUCUGCCAAAUGAAGAAAACGAAGAACUUAUGGAGAUGGGAAAGCCUCGACUUGGAGAUACCACAAAGAUUAAUAUACAUAUUAUAGAAAGCUAUGAAUUUAAGAAUGUAGUUGACAAGCUUCUAAAGAAAGCCAAUGUUUCAUUGGUUGUUGGUACAUCGUCAUGGAGAGAACAGUUCAGUGAUGCCAUAACAGUUAGUGCAGGUGAUGAAGAGGAUGAAGAAAGUGAAGAGAAACUGCCAUCAUGUAUGGAUUAUGUCAUGCACUUCCUUACUCUCUUCUGGAAAGUUAUGUUCGCUUUUAUUCCACCCACUGAUUACUUUGGAGGCUGGGCAUGUUUCUCUGUCUCCAUCAUUAUGGUAGGAUUACUGACUGCUGUGAUUGGAGAUUUGGCUUCAGGAUUUGGUUGUACCAUUGGUCUGAAAGAUUCUGUAACUGCUAUAUCCUUUGUAGCUUUGGGUACCAGUGUUCCAGAUACCUUUGCCAGCAAAGUAGCAGCUAUUAAUGAUAAGUAUGCUGAUUCCUCGAUAGGAAAUGUGACCGGGAGUAAUGCUGUAAAUGUUUUCUUGGGUAUUGGUAUUGCCUGGACUAUCGCUGCCAUUUACCAUGCUGCCAAUGGGGAUAUAUUCGAAGUACCGCCAGGAGACUUAGCCUUGUCUGUUACAGUAUUCUGCGUAGAAGCAGUUGUAGUUGUUUUUGUUUUGCUGGUUAGAAGACGUUAUGGUGGAGAGUUGGGAGGACCUCAAAAUACUAAAAUAGCCACAUCUGUAUUUUUCGUUAUGUUAUGGGUUCUCUACCUUGUAUUGUCAUCUAUGAGGUCAUACUGUUAUAUAGAUUUCUAAUGAGAGUAUCCCCUCAGUAGGAAUUAAAAUCAAUUAAAUGUCAAAAUGCAAAUCUAUUUAUCUCUUUAAUUUAUUUAUUUGAUUUUUUUUUUAUUGAUUUAUUACGUCUCUUUUGUUCCAGAGGUCAGUCUUUCAACUAAUCAUGAAGAUUUGUUGUGUUUAGAAUAUCUUUAUAGAAAUAACACUGAAAUUUCCAUGUUCUCUACGUAAUUAAUGUUGAUUUGCUUGUUUGUUUUGUUUGUUUUUGUCUCUCUGUUUUAAAUGACCAACUCAUAUUUAACCGACUCAUGUGUUUAUUUUGAUUUUAUUUUCCUUUGAAUAUUUAUGUUUGAAAAAAAAAGUGCAUUUUGCCCUCUAUUCAUACAUUGCAGCAAUUAUUGACUUUAAAAUAGCUUAACAGAAUACCAUUUCCAUUCUCAAUUUUAUUAUUACGAAAAGAUGUAAUAGACAAUACGAGUGAAAAAAAAGGUCAAGUUUCAGGAGAGUAAAACCCAUGACUAACUAGACUGGUGUCGUUAGUAGCUGUAAAGGUUUAUUCCUCCCAUUUAGAAAUUUAUAUAACAGAGAUUUGCCUUUGCUGGUUAAAAAUAAGUGCUGCAUUCUGUUGAAAUACUAACCAAGAUUAGUCUUGAGUAUUAAAAUCUGUUUUCUUCCUUAUUAGCAAGAACGAAAUCAGUUGAAAUUGUUUACAAGUGUAUUGAUAAACUAAAUUUGUUCCUUAAUUUGCAGUAUUUUUUGCUUUUUUAACUGUAUGAAUCCUUUCUCCAUUCCAGUAAAGAAAUCAUGCGACUUGUAAAUACCAUAAAGUAUUCAGAAUUAACUAUAUUAUUCAUCACUGAAAUGGCUCAAAAAUAUUGUGUUUCAUUGUUGUUGAAUCUCUUUUAUUGUAUUAAUUUAGAAUUUACAAUUUGAAUAUACAUAUUGUUAAAAAAGCACUAUUUUUUUUCUUGAUUUAUAUAUUUCUUGUACAUGUGAAUAUGUAAAAUUUUGAAAAUCACUGCUAUUUACUCAAUAUGGAUUCAGUGAUUCACUGGGGUCAUAUAUAGCAAAGAUUUCAAAGGAGUAAGUCAAAUUAUGAGCUGUCAAAAUGCAUCUUUUUUAGUUAAUUGAACAAUAACAAGGGUCUUUGAAUUGAUAUAUCUCUUUUAGGUCUGUGAAGUUUAUAUUUGAAAAUUUGUAUUUGGGUCAAGUAUCUAAGUUCAGAGUUUUCCUUUACUAAUAUACUGUGGAUUCAUUUAUUUUCGUGGGUACAAAUAUUCGUUGAUUGAGGAAAACUUUCAUGUUCCUGGAUAUUUAGUUUGGUGGUUUUGCGGAAGAAUGCAUAUAGGCUUAUGGAAAAUUUGGUAUUCGUUCACCUGUUCCCACGAAAUCCACGAAAAUUGGUAUCCAACGAAUAAUAAUGAAUCCACAGUAAUGAAAUCCAUGAAAAUUGUUAGUUACCCCGGAAUUAUUAAGAAAUCCACAGUUAGAAAUUUGUAGAGGCCAAUUUUUUUGGUAGUUUGUUUACAUUUUUCUACAAUUAAAAAAGGUAGCAGAAACAAAAUGCCUAUAAAUGUUUGCUUGAAAUAGGUCAACAAAUGUUUUUUUACCAUAUUUGUUAGAAUAACCAUUGUCUCAUAUAAUGAAGAAUCUCUUAAUGAAUAAACAACAUUUAAAUUGUUUAAAAGGAAAUGGAGAAUCUCCUAAAAAUCAUAAUGAACAAAAAAGUAUGUAAAAGAUAAAUGUAAGUUAUGUAAAUGUUGUUAAUUUAUGUUAAAAUGUUAAUUAUUAUGCAAGAAAAGAAUGAAAGAUACUGUCUAUGAACUAUUUAUUGUCUCGCAUAUUUGAAAUCCAAGAUAAUAUUUGCUUAUUUUAAAGAAAAUUGAAUUUUAUUGAUAAAACUUUUGUAGUUGUCUGAGAAAUCCAUGGUUGUUAUAUUUAUAUAUGAGAUACAAUAUUGUAUUUUGGUUAUAAUUCAUGUCAGUGUAUAGAGAUCUGUAAUGAAACACACACAAUGUAUCCAUAAAGUUAACAAAUAUCUAAAUAUACAACAAUGUUUGAAUACAAUAUGCAGAUAUGUGUAUUACAUGUGUAAAAAAUACAAAACUUUUUUAAUCUCAUCCUUAGCAUUAUUGGAUCUAACAGGUAAAAUGUACAUUGUUUGUCAACAUUAGAAAAUUUGUAAAGGAUAAUGAACAUACUUUUUGAAGGCAGAUUAAUUCUAUUUACAUUUUUUUCUCCCAAAUAUUAGGUUGUUUGCUCUUUAAACUCAAAGCUUCAUCAGACUGACAAUAUAUCUUUUGUUAGCUAGUCUCAAAGCUGGAAGGUAUUAGAUCAGAACAGUUAUUUCUGUUGCAAUGUAAAUUGUAAGUUUUUGAUAUCAAGAUAUUGUUUCAUUAUUAUUAUUGCAUUAUUCAAAAUGUAGACUAUGCAAUUUAUAAGACCUUUUCUUUUUUAAGUAAAGUCUUUUAUUUUGUUUACAUAUUUAAUGUUUGUCCUCCAUUAUGGUCAUACUGUCCUUCCGUAAGAAAAGGUAACUUCUUGUGUAGUCGGUAUAAUCUUUGGCGUAAAGUGAUUUUAUUAUUUAUGUACAAUGCUCCGUCUGAUGUUGGCUUUACUUUAUGUUUUAUUCAGUUGCAAUUUGUUUAUUUCUAUCCCUUGUUCAUAUUCAGCAUUUUUUUUUAUACCUUAAACAUUCAUACCAUCACUGCAAAAUUACAUCCUUGUUAUUUAUUAUUCGUGUCCAAGCAAUUUUUGUCAUUUUGUUCUAAGACAUAUUAUACACAAAUGCCUUUAAUUUGUGUAUUCAUGACAGUGUUCUGAUGAUACUACGAGAUAUACAAAUACUUUCAAAAAUUUUUGUUUUAAAUAUUUCAUUUUUAAAAGUGGAUAGCAAAAUCCGGCUUGAAUUUGCCAAGAGAUGUUGCUUUUCUUUUUUGUUUUAUUAAAAAAUUGAAUUUAAUGAUUAAAAAUGGAUCAUUUUACCAUUGUAAUGUAUUGUAAGAAACUACUGUGUUUGGAUUUUCUAAUCGGUGGAUAUGUCAUUUUAAAAGUUGCCUAAGCUGGCCAGCAUACUUUAUUAGAAAUGAAAUAUUAGAUUGCUCUUCUGUUGAAACAGAAAACAUUAUAAAUGCAUUUUUUUAUUAUAAAUGUAAAUUUUGUGGAAUAUGGAUAAAUCUAAAUUUCUGCUUAUUAUUAUUAUUUUUAAAUCUUCUAGGAGCUUAUGUUUUUUCAAGCAUUAGAUAUAUGAUUAGAGUAUAAAGCAAGUUCUUGAAAAUAAAGGUUGUAUAUUUGCAGAUGAAGGGAUAUAUGGAUAGAAGUAAAGCUGAUCAAAUAGCAAGGCAUAAUAAAGUAUUUCUCAUACUUAUCUUUCUACAAAUCCAAUAAAUAUUUUUUUUCCUGACUAGUGGGCUUCUUUCAGUUAAUUAAUUGGACAUUUUUUUACAUUUAAGACUUUAAAUUCAAAUUUAAUCAUGCCCAAGUUUAAUCAACAUUGAAACAUAUUUUCAUUUUCAUUAGAAUAAACACAAGACAAAAUCAUGGAUCCAUUUUUAACAUUAUUUAAAUCAAAAUGAUAUCUGUAGAAGAAUACGAAAUUAAAGGAUUUUUCUUUGUCUUUAUAAGUGUAAUGAUGUUAUGACAUGUUUUUUCUCUUUUAUAUGGAAAAACCUUUAUUAUUUCUAUUUAUUUAUUUUAUAGUUUGGAGCAUUUUACAUUAAAUGAAAUAAAAAUAAAAAAAUCAAAUGCAUUGAAGCUACCUCUACAUGAACAAAUAUUUGCAGCUAAAUUUUUUAUUAGUUUAUAAGCAUCAGAAAAGAUUUAUAAACUUGAUGGUCUAAAUGCUAUGUCUGAUAUAUUAUGUAGGUUUAAAUAAUGGAAGAAAAUUAUUAAAAAGUAAUACUCUUUUUUUUUUUUUUUCAAUUCUUUUAUAUUAUUACACACUUGUUAAAAACAGUUCAAGUGAAAAUGGCUCAGUACAAUGUGCAAUCAUAUUUACAAUUCAUUAUGAUCUCAUUUUUCUGCAGUGAUGAAUUUUCCCCACAUUGUUGUGCAGAUUUUGUCUAUUCAUCAACAAUUUAUGUCAUAGACAAUGAAUUUAGGGGCCUAUCUUGAAUUUGCUUGAUUUGAGUUGGUUGCCAUAUCUAUGUAUGUAAAUGAUUUUCUGAACAUUCCCUUUGACUUCCCUUGGUACCAGUUUAAGAGAGAACAUGUGUAUAUUUAUUUUUGUGUGUGAAUGGUAUAAUGAUAGUUCUAUGACAUUGCUUUUUCUUUUGAAUCUCAAGAUAGGUCCUAUUAAAAUAGCUAUGCAGAAAAUGUACUGGUCAGUGUGUAGAUAAGUUAUUUAUUUCAGAGACCUAAUACCUAAUACUAGUAGCAUUCAAAGAAAAAUUAGAUUUUUUAAUUUGCUAUUACUUCUUUACCUGCAAUUUUGCUUGUAGAUUUUUGGAAACUAAUUUAUAUUUACGUAUUUAUGCAGAUCUGUCACCCUGAUAAACAAAUUGUAAUUAAAGUUAAUAUUUGUGAGAUUGCUUAUAACUUUUAGUAAAGUUUAUUGAUAGAGCCUUAGAAUGUAUAGAUGUUUAUAUCUGUUAAUGGAUUUUUCCAAAAGUCAAAUGUGUAAUAGGGUAGAAAGGCACUUUAAGAAGCAUUUGAAUUGUGAUGGAAAAUGGCUGUUCAUAAUGUUAGCCAUAUGAAAACUUUUUUUUUUAGAAAUGGUUAGAUGAAAUAAAAAGUGCCAACAGACCCCUGUCAUACAUUUUUUGGAAAUUUCAUAGCAAAUCAAAAUAUCCUGCUCCAGUAGGUUAUCACAAAACUACAAAUAAGUAAUUCCCGAUCAACUUUUCCAUUAAGAUAAUUUGUGGACAGUUAAAAGGGAAGUUUUAUUGAAUUUGAUGGAGGGCUGUCUACUGUUUUGGUGAAAAUAACAUCAACACAAUUUCCCAGUCUCUUUCUACUUUCGGACUCAUUAUAUAGGAAUAUUAUUCAUUCAGCAUAAAAUUAUAAGUAAACAAGUUCUUUCUUAAUUUUGAUCCAUGUCUUCUAAUCUCCAUUGUAAAGUUCUUUCUAGUAAUAAGAAUUCUUUGUUUCAAGCAAACUUGGCUAUGGGUUGUUUUCUGCACUUUGGUUGGUUACUUUGUAAAUUCUAAUACUACAAAGUGAAUUAACUGACUUUCGUUAAGAAGUGAACUAAUUAGUUUUCGCUGCUGUAGUAUUUUUCACAAUACCACUGUUGCAGGAUAUUUUGCAUUCUUGUUGAAAUAGUAUUCAGGGAGUAUUUUGUGAUUAUUUUCUGUCCCUUUGUAGCAGCAGUAAUACAUUAUGACCAGUAUAUUUACAGUUAUAAGGGUAUUGCAGUGUAAAAUAUAACAGUUUACAAGUUGUUAAUUUAUUUUUUAAGUUAUUUCAUCUGUGAUUUAUAUUUAUUACAUUUGUUAUAUGACCAGUAGUUUGGCAUUAUAUAAAUAACCCAAGCUUUUCCUAGAUGAUUACACCAUAGUUUUAAUGUAUAUUUCGGUUGUAAAUUAACAUCAUGUGUUGUGCUGGUAGGUUUUUCAUUGUAAAAUCAUAACAUUUAGAUAGAAAUGAUUGUUUGAAAUGCACAGAAGUAUUACAUAAUUUUCAACUGUUGUUAAAAUGUCAUAAAAUUGGAUUAAUUUAAAUUUUUCUUCUGAAAAUUAAAACUUUUAAGGUGGUUUUCAGUAGAUUAUAAUAGGAUAUUUCCUUCUUGAAAGAUUUUCUACAUUGCUAUAUGAUUAUAAAUUUUCGUUAAAUAUUGAAUUUUUUGUUUCUAAUCCUUUAAAAUUGAGAAUGAAUAAGUUAUUAAAUGUCUUUAGAUAUCAUGUAUAUACAUUUUAAUUCUUAUUAAUUGCUCUCAAGUAACCACAUUUUAUGGUGUGCAUAGUUCUGUAAAUGUAUUCUUAGAAACAUAACAAAAUGCUUGGAACAGGUAUCAAUUGUCUAGGGUUGAUUUCAUUUAAGCUUACAUGGUACACGAGGAAGGCACAACUAAUGCUGGAAUUUAUGUUGAAGAUGAAAUACACAUACACAUCCUAAUAAGCUUAUAUGAGGAUAUUGGUUGAAUUUAUUUCUAAACACCAAGUGAAAAUUGACAGCGGUAAAAAAGAAAGAUAGAAAUUCUCUUAAAAGAAUCAAGAUGUCCUGAAACUCCAUUAUUUUUAAAAUUCAAAUUGUCAUAUUCUAAAGUAAUGACAAAAUUUUAAGUUAACCUUUAAAACUGAUUAAUAUUGCAAUUGAUAUUAAAUAGAUAUUACAGAUUUACAAUAGAAGGUUAAUUCGGUUGGUUAGGAUGAUAAUGAUUAUAAUGGGUUAAAAAUGAUAAUAAACAUUCAUGAAAACUUCUUCUAAAGAAACCAUUUUUAUUGUGCCUUCACUUAGUUAAAUGUAUAUCUAAAUGAAAUUUUCCUAAUAUUUGUUAUUUGUUUCUUUUAAUAACAUCAUGUAACAUAUGCAUGGAAUGACUGUGAGGCGAUUGAUUUCAUGUUUAUAUCAUUCUGUAAAUUAUUCCAGUACAGAGAAGUGUUAACUACCUGUUGUGUGUUGAUACCUACCAAAUUCCAUUCCACCAUGUCAUUUAGGUUAAUCCAUGAACAAAAUUUAAUUGUUGUUUUCAGUUUGUCAUUAAAGGGUUGAAGUCAUUAUUAAA